Messenger RNA from Oncorhynchus keta (chum salmon), 639 nucleotides. Its product is annotated as histone H2A. The record is from RefSeq and is a predicted model, not a curated record. Gene Ontology annotation, cellular component: nucleosome. Gene Ontology annotation, molecular function: structural constituent of chromatin; protein heterodimerization activity; DNA binding. Lineage: Eukaryota; Metazoa; Chordata; Actinopteri; Salmoniformes; Salmonidae. The transcript has a single exon. The coding region runs from base 1 to 387 and encodes 128 amino acids.
AUGAGCGGAAGAGGCAAAACCGGAGGCAAGGCCAGGGCGAAGGCAAAGACACGUUCAUCCCGUGCCGGGCUCCAGUUCCCCGUGGGCCGUGUGCACAGGCUGCUGCGCAAAGGCAACUACGCCGAGCGUGUGGGCGCUGGCGCACCAGUCUACCUGGCCGCAGUGCUCGAGUACCUGACUGCUGAGAUCCUGGAGUUGGCCGGAAACGCUGCCCGUGACAACAAGAAGACUCGUAUCAUCCCCCGUCACCUGCAGCUGGCAGUCCGUAACGACGAGGAGCUGAACAAACUGCUUGGCGGCGUGACCAUCGCUCAGGGUGGUGUUCUGCCCAACAUCCAGGCAGUGCUGCUCCCCAAGAAGACUGAGAAGGCCGUCAAAGCCAAGUAAAAUCGCUGGUGCGGCUGCAACUUGACUACUCAACCCCCAAAGGCUCUUUUAAGAGCCAACCACCUAGCUCAGCAAAAGCGCAAAGUGUCCUUUCUAUGGCUGGCCAACUAUUUGGCGUGUUUGUUAGAUACAUAUACACGGCACAGUAUCAAGUGCCCACAUGAGGCCUAAAUGAAGAAUAACAACUACUAGGCUAAAAUGAGAGCAUUAUUGCGCGUAAAGUGUAACGUUGCUCGCGGCCCUAACAAAAGA